Messenger RNA from Heterobasidion irregulare TC 32-1, 1743 nucleotides. RefSeq lists its product as uncharacterized. Gene Ontology annotation, cellular component: nucleolus. Gene Ontology annotation, molecular function: RNA binding; protein binding. The record is from RefSeq and is a predicted model, not a curated record. The transcript is spliced from 10 exons. Gene Ontology annotation, biological process: ribosomal small subunit biogenesis. The annotation marks the transcript as partial. Lineage: Eukaryota; Fungi; Basidiomycota; Agaricomycetes; Russulales; Bondarzewiaceae.
UCCGCCUAUGUACCCCCGCACCUCCGAAAGGUGGAUGCCCAAAAAUCAGAAGCUCUGACUAAACUUACCAGGCAACUAAAAGGCCUGCUCAACCGAAUGAGCGAACAAAAUAUCGCGGCCAUCUUGGACGACGUCGAAGAAGCAUACAGAAAACAUCGACGGCACGACGUGACCUCCUGCCUGACGUCUCUCAUCACCGAGGGCAUCGCGGCUCACUCUAUUCUGCUCGACUCGUACGUCGUCCUCCACGCCGCCUUCGUGUCCAGCCUCCACAAAAUCGUCGGCGUCGAAUUCGCGGCCUACUUCGUGCAGCACGUCGUCGCCCUCUACGAGCGGCACUACGACGCGCUGCGGGGCGCGCCGGCGGGCCCAGGCGACGAGACCGAGACGCGCGGGAAGGAGUGCUCGAACCUCAUCGUGCUCCUCUCAGAGCUGUACAACUUCCAGGUGAUCUCCUGCGUCCUGGUCUACGACGUCAUCCGCAACCUCCUCGACGGCGCGCUGGACGAGUUCAGGGUCGAGCUGCUGCUGAAGCUCCUGCGCAGUUCGGGGCAGCAGCUGCGCCAGGACGAUCCGUCUGCGCUGAAGGAUAUCAUCCAGAUCGUCCAAGGGAAGACGUCGGGCGAUCAGCAGUCUGCGAGCUCGCGCACUCGGUUCAUGGUCGAGACCCUGGUCAACCUCAAGAACAACAAGACGAAGCGCUCGGCGACGCAGCACGCGGGGGGCGACGCCGUCGAGCGCAUGAAAAAGUUCCUCGCGGGACUGAGCAAAAAACGACAAGUGGCGGCCCACGAUCCGUUGCGCGUGAGCCUCAACGACCUCCACUCCGCCGAGACCAAGGGGAAGUGGUGGCUCGUGGGCGCCGCGUGGGGCGGCGACCCUCUGCUCGAGCAGCAGCAAGCCAGCGCGAACCGCGAUGGGGGCGCCGCGCCGCCGGAGAGCGCGUCGGAAAGCUCGCUGGUCAAGCUGGCGAGGAAGCAGGGGAUGAACACGGACAUUCGGCGCAGCGUCUUCGUCGUGCUGAUGAGCAGCGACGAUUACGUCGAUGCGUGCGAGCGGCUCGCGCAGCUCAACCUUACGGAGAUCCAGCAGAGGGAAAUCGUCCGCGUCCUGCUACACUGUUGCGGCAACGAAAAGUCGUAUAACCCUUACUACACGUUCGUGGGCCAGCAUCUCUGCCGGAGCUCGCACUCGUACAAGGUCACGAUGCAGUUCUGCCUGUGGGACUUUCUGCGCGACCUCGGCGAGACGAACGUCGGCGGGGCGGAGGUCAUCAAAAACCUCAAGGACGACAACGCCGCCGUCGGCUUUGACGUGAAGAAGAUCUCGUCUUCGAGGAUGCGGAACGUGGCGAGGGCUUAUGCGUGGUGGGUGGCCAAGGAUGCGAUCACCCUCGCCGUGUUCAAGCCGGUUGAUUUCAUGGCGAUCAAGCCCCAAGCGCGGGCCUUCUUGAAGGAGUUCUGCAUGCAGCUGUUCGUCAGCAGCCAGUCGUCCGUCCCCGUCCUGACCGCCCACGUCGCCAACAUGCCGUCGACGCGGAAUCGAGGCCCUCUGCAAGAGGUCUUCGCCAGAGCGACGCGGGUGCAGGCGCUCGCGGUCGGCCUGGUGUACUUUCUCACGGACGCGUUCCGCAGGGCUGACGGAGAGGGCGGCGGCGGCGGCGACGGCAACUUUGUGACAUGGGCGAGAGAUGUCGCGGUGGAUACGUUGCGGAUGGGGCUGGAUACUAUUUCUACACUCUGA